GCCAUGUUACUGUUAGCUAAGUCAUAAAGACAGCAUGUUUUCUCCCAUUUUAUGGUGUCUUUCACCUUUAGACAAUAAUAUUCUAUCCUAAUUACAUGUUGCCUCCCUAGCUAGCUGAUCACCAAACGUACCGUCAAAUAUACCUGAUCUUCCUUUCACCUCCUUGAGCCUGAAUGAUCAGUAUGAUGACAUCCAAGAAGACGAGAGGCUUCAUGUGCCAGUCUCCGGCAGCAACUGCAGUGUGCAUGGCCAGCGGUUCUCGCUCGGUGAUAGUGCCCAGAAGGUCUGAGAGAACUCUGAAUGACAAUAAACGGUUAAUCAAGAAUGCCAAGUACUACUCUAAGCUUGUUGAUCUGUCCCCUGGGCUCGCUCUGGCCGGUAAUAAGAGAUCAUCGGAGUCUCUGCCACGCAUAAAAAGAGGCGGAGUACAAGAAACGGACCUCGAUCAUCGGGCAAAGCCCCCAGUACAGAAACAUUCUUCAUUGGUUCCCUCAGACCAUGUCUUCCAGGUUGUUGUGAUGCGUGUAUCAAUUCAUUGUCAAGGCUGUGCUGGCAAAGUUAAGAAGCAUCUGUCCAAAAUGGAAGGGGUUACAUCGUUCAGUAUAGACGUAGAGACAAAGAGAGUGACGGUGAUGGGACACGUUUCACCGGUUGGAGUCCUGGAGAGCAUCUCAAAGGUGAAGAAGGCAGAGUUUUGGCCAUCAUGUUAACCAUCAUCGAUCAAUGAUGCAUCCAUCCCAUGCCAUGUUAUAUAAUAUUUACCUCAAAUGGAAGCUAUAUAUGUAUAUUUAUAUAUGAAGGAGAAGGACAAGUUUGAUGUGUUUUAAUUAAUUAUAUGAAGAGUACUUGGAAGUCCCAAGUCACCAACUACCA
Carya illinoinensis is the source of this 873-nucleotide messenger RNA. RefSeq names its product heavy metal-associated isoprenylated plant protein 5-like. Bases 174 to 710 code for a protein of 178 amino acids. The record is from RefSeq and is a predicted model, not a curated record. NCBI's taxonomy places the organism in Eukaryota, Viridiplantae, Streptophyta, Magnoliopsida, Fagales, Juglandaceae. Gene Ontology annotation, molecular function: metal ion binding. The transcript has 3 exons.